UAGGUUGAGAAUGGAAUCCCGGAAAAUCAAUAUUUUGAAAUGGACUCUAGUUUCAGUAGCUAUUCUAUCUUUUACUGAUAGUAUUUUCAUCCCUUUGGUGGUGUAUCGCAUUUGUUAUCAAUCAACCAGUACAUUUGUACCGAGUCAAUGCGUCAAUUGCCCUUUUCUAGCACUACAAGGAUAUUCUUUCAGCUGUUUUGGAACGACAGCAUUUCCUAGAAAUAUGACACCAGCACAAGCUCAAUGUAUGAUACAACGAUGUCAAGAUGGAGUGAAGCAAACACCAGUUUAUUUAGGGCGCAAAAGGCGAUCCGAAGAUGAAGAGGCAGCAAGAGCCAUUGAAGAACCUUCAACCACACCAGCAGCAGAAAGUGAAAAGAAUGAAAAAGAGAUGCAAAUAGUUGGACAAAUAGAAGUAUUAGUAGAUUCUGGGUUUGAUGACUAUGAGGAUGGAUUCUAGUACUGUAUAUAUAUGUAUAAGAUAGCAGACUCUGUAUCAUUGAAUAUUUCUAUCAACCAUUUCAUAGUUGAAUUAUUUAUUAAAUCAGAUUUUGAGCAUA
This is a messenger RNA of Parasteatoda tepidariorum (common house spider), 560 nucleotides long. RefSeq lists its product as uncharacterized. The record is from RefSeq and is a predicted model, not a curated record. Lineage: Eukaryota; Metazoa; Arthropoda; Arachnida; Araneae; Theridiidae.